Kogia breviceps (pygmy sperm whale) is the source of this 3792-nucleotide messenger RNA. Its product is annotated as zinc finger protein 211-like. The record is from RefSeq and is a predicted model, not a curated record. Gene Ontology annotation, biological process: regulation of DNA-templated transcription. Gene Ontology annotation, cellular component: nucleus. Lineage: Eukaryota; Metazoa; Chordata; Mammalia; Artiodactyla; Physeteridae.
GCUUUCAGUGUCUUAGUUCCCUGGCCAGGGAUUGAACCUGGGCUAAAGCAGUGAAAGCGCCAAGUCCUAACCACAGGACUGCCAAGGAAUUCUCUCAUAUUUGUAUUUAAAGUGGGUUUCUGGACUUCACUCCUGGUGCAUCAGUUAAGAAUCCACCUGCCAAUGCAGGGGACAUGGCUUCGAUCCCUGGUCCAGGAAGAUCCCAUGUGCCACAGAGCAGUUUAGCCUGUGAGCACAACUACUGAGCCUGUGUGCUGCUACUACGGAAGUCCGUGUGCCCAGAUCCCGUAUUCUACAAGAGAAGCCACCACAAUGAGAAGCCUGUGCACCACAAUGAAGAGUAGCCCCUGUUCGCUGGAACUAGAGAAAGUGUGCACACAGUUCUUUUUCUGCAGUUGAGGAUGAAGAAACGCCUUCUGAACAGAGUGUAUCUGCAGGAGUGUCACAGAUGAGGAUCCCCAGGGCAGGUUCAUAUCCUGAGAAGGCCCAGCCGUGUAAGAUGUGUAUCCCAGUUUUGAGAGAUAUUUUGCACUUGGCUGAAGAGCAAGGAACAAAUAGGGAGCAGAAAUCAUACACAUGUGCGGCAUGUGGGAAACAGUUCUAUUUCACUGCAAACCUUCAAGAGCACCAGAAGCAGCACAUUAGAGAGAAACCCUUCAGCUGUGAUAUGGGGAGACCCGCAUUUUUCAAAAGCUGCACAAUCCAUGUAACAGGGAAUCUCUCUACCUCCAUGGAGAUUGGGAACAACUAUGUGGCCAACAUGGAACUUCAGCCACAGGCCACUAAUACCAGGAAGAAACUGAACAACAGUAAGGAGUGUGAAGCUGUUUUUCACAAUGGAAAAGGUCAUCACAGCUGGGGAGAAGGCAAGAAAGCCUCCAGCCACACAGAAAUACUUACUCAGGAUGAGAGAGUUCUCACUACUGAUGGGUUUUGUGAGUUCAGAGAAUGUGGGAAAGCCUUCACCCAAAGAACUAACCUUAUUCAGCAUGAGCAAGUUCACAAUGGAGAAAGGCCUUAUGAAUGCAGCCAUUGUGGAAAAUUUUUUAGCCACAAAUCCCAUUUCCUUACACAUCAGAGAGUUAACUGUGGAGGAAUGCUCUAUGACUGCAGUGAAUGUGGGAAAUUCUUUAGCCUAAGGAAGUACCUCAGAGCACAUAGGAAAAUCCACAGUGGAGAAAAGCCUUAUGAAUGCAAGGAAUGUGCUAAAUCUUUCAUCCAAAAGUGGAACUUAAUUGAACAUCAGAGAGUUCACACUGGAGAAAAACCUUAUCAAUGCACCCAAUGUGGAAAAUUUUUUGCCCGCAAAUCCAAUUUCCUUGCACAUCAGAGAGUUCACACUGGAGAAAAACCUUACGAGUGCAAUGAAUGUGGGAAAUCUCUUACUACUAGCUCUGGCCUCUAUUAUCAUCUGAGAGUACACACUGGAGAAAGGCCUUAUGAGUGCAGUGAAUGUGGGAAAUCUUUCACUACUUGGUCGAUCCUUUGUAAUCAUCAGAGAAUUCACAGUGGAGAAAGACCUUUUGAGUGCAGUGAAUGCGGGAAAUUCUUUAGCCGAAAUGAGCAACUCAGUGCCCAUAUGAAUGUUCACACUGGAGAAAAGCCUUAUGAGUGCAAUAAAUGUGGAAAAUCGUUUACGAGUAGGUCAAACCUUUGUAAUCAUUGGAGAGUUCACAGUGGAGUGAGGCCUUUCGAGUGCAGUGAAUGUGGGAAGUUCUUUAGCCAAAAGGCACACCUCAAUGCCCAUAAGAAAUUUCACACUGGAGAACAAGUUUAUGAGUACAGUAAAUGUGAGAAAUCUUUAACUCCUGAGCUGAACCUCAAGUGUCAUCAGAGAGUUCAUACUAGAGAAAGGCCUUAUGAGUGCAGUGAAUGUGGGAAAUCUUUUGUUGCUAGGAGUGGCCUCCGGUAUCAUCAGAGAGUUCACAAUGGAGAAAAGCCUUAUGACUGCAGUGAAUGUGGGAAAUCUUUUACUGCUAGGUCGAGCCUUCGUGAUCAUCAGAGAAUUCACACUGGAGAAAGGCCUUAUAAGUGCAGUGAAUGUGGGAAAUGUUUUACUGGUAGCUCUAGCCUUCUUCGUCAUCAGAGAGUUCACAGUGGAGAAAGGCCUUAUGAGUGCAGUGAAUGUGGGCAGUCUUUUACUAGUCGAUCCUCUCUCUGUGAUCAUCACAGAGUUCACACUGGAGAAAGGCCUUAUGGGUGCACUGAAUGUGGGAAAGCCUUUAAGCAAAGACAGCUCCUCCGCAUCCAUAGGAAAAUCCACACUGGAGAAAAGCCUUUUGAGUGCAAGGAAUGUGGUAAAUCUUUCACCCAAAGGUGUCACUUGAUUAAACAUCAGAGAGUUCACACUGAAGAAAGGGCCUUAUGAAUAUCACAAACAUGGCCGGCAGUGACAUUGAAGGAGUUCCGGGUGGUAAGAGAGUGAGAAGAACCUGUGCAGCUAAUGGACCCUUUCUAGAGUGGAAACUGAGACACAGAGAUGAUGUGUCAUCGGUUUGUGAUCUCCCAGAAAUGGACAGGGAUCUGGACUUCAAUGCCAGGUUUCCUGGUUCAGGAUAUCUGGAGUCCGUUCACUUCACUCCUCCCCUGCCCACCACCCCCAGGUUUGCGGACUGAAAGAACACCUUGUCCAUCCUGACACUUCUGUCCCCCGACCCCCACGCCAGGAGCCCUGCUCAUACCCCAGCCCCAUGCUGAUGGACAGGAUUAUCUUUUCUCUGGGAACCAAUAUUGAUGACUUUCCUGUGACUGACUGCAUUUAUCUACCCUACCAAUCCAGUGCUGUGAUUCAGUUAUUAUUAUUGCCAUUUGUGAAAGAAGGGGUGUCCAGCUCAGAGAUGUUGAGGGACUUCCACAAGGACUCACUAAUGCCAGGCCUUUGAUGAGAGUGGUUCCUCUACACACUGCACCCGUCCACUGUCUUCUCUCCUGCCCCUCUGAGCAGGGCCUCCACUUGCUGUGUCCUGACCAUGAACUACCCACAUCUGACAUCUGCAUCACUAAGAAUGAAGCUGGGUCUCCAGCUUCAUUUUCACCAGUGCACAUCUCCCAGAAACACCCUCCUGCUUGGGAAAUUCUCCACAGGGACAGCAGCACUAAGCCAGGAACUCCAGACUGGGUCAUUGGUGUCACCCCAGAUUUGACACGGGCUCUACGGCCAUAUGCAGUGAUUCGUUUCUAAGGUCCUGUCCAUCUUUACAUACCCACCUAAGGAUGUUCCUGUUGCCCUGUUAUGUGGUUGACCCACUCACUGUUCUGGGCAGUGUGAGGGACACGGAAGGACUAAGAAUGUCUAGUGUGGCCCUAUGUGGCCUGGUCUCCAAGCAUCCUCUUCCUAAGCCCUUGAUCCAUUGCCUCACUGUUCCUCCCAUCCCUCCAGAAAAAAUGUUAACUCACCAAAAUGAUGAUUGUUAAUUAACAAGAACUUGCCCUCCCCCCCUUGGGACCCACACUUGAUCAACCUACCUUAAAAGCUAAGAUUGAAUGUAGGCUGACCCCUCCUAUGAAGACUUUAAAAUUCAUCUAUAAGAAAUUAUGAUUUUAAUUGCAUUUCUUCAGGAUUUUUUUUUUUUUUGACUGUGUCACACAGCAUGUGUGAUCUUAGUUCUUCUGAUCAGGAAUCUAACCCAUGCCCCCUGCUGUGGGAGCCUGGAGUCCUCACCACUGGACCACCAGGGAAUUCCCUUUCUUAGGAUGGUUGAUGUUGAAUUUUUGUUUUUCAUGUGUCUGUUUUUUACCUGUAUGUCCUGUCUGGUUAAAUUUCUAUUCCUAUCUUUUGCCUACUUUUAUUUU